Messenger RNA from Bactrocera tryoni, 942 nucleotides. RefSeq lists its product as uncharacterized. The transcript is spliced from 3 exons. The coding region runs from base 1 to 942 and encodes 313 amino acids. Lineage: Eukaryota; Metazoa; Arthropoda; Insecta; Diptera; Tephritidae. The record is from RefSeq and is a predicted model, not a curated record.
AUGAAAGAAGUAUUCCCCGAAAUUGUCAAAAAAUAUGCACCCCAAGCGAUCGAUUGGCAAUUCAUACCCCCCUGUUCUCCAUACAUGGGCGGUCUCUGGGAAACGGCUGGUAACCAUAAAUUCACCUAUGAGGAGUUUAGUACAUUGCUUGCUCGUAUCGAAGCCGUACUGAACUCUAGACCUGUCUCACCACUCUCGCAAGAUCCCUCCGACUUCACAGCCUUAAUCAGAGGGCAUUUUCUCAAAGGAGCACCCAUUCUGGCCAUACUUGAGCAAGGCAGAAAUAUAAACGUGGAUGUGAAAUCUUCAUCAACGCCAACCAUGCGUUCGGCAGUUUCCGCUCCUCGCUCUGCAGCUGGCCCAAUAGCAGCGCCCCGGACCACCACUGCACCGGCAGCGCUUCGACCAACGACAGGCCCCGCCGCUACAACGGCCCCGCGUAAAAGCACACACACACCAGCGUUACCAGCGGAUCCGCAGCGCAUUCGAUAUCCACUAUGUCGCCGCCCGCAUCGGCUAUCGCACUGUGGUAUCUUUAAAGGCAUGCCGCCGAUGCAACGCCAGCAGGUGGCACAGGCGCACGGGUAUUGCUUGAAUUGCCUGGCAACUUCCCACGCAGCACAGGAGUGCCUAUCAAAUAAUCGUUGCCAAGUUUGUGUGCGGGUGCAUCACACGCUGCUGCACCGCACUACCAGACGCGACUCCGGGCCACAACCGGCUCCUCGCACCAGCGGCAAAGUCAGGCGUUCUCAAAGAACUUCUGUGACCACAUUCCGCCGGCGCGGACCCUCUCCAGCAGAAUCCCGUCCCUGGCGCCAAAACCGUGCAACAUCAACACGGCGCCAUCAGUUUAGGCCGCAAUCCCGCCGGUCAACAGGUCUCAGCAGCGUUGGAGCUACAGCGGCUUCUAGGCUAAAUACUCGCCUAGGGGGGCCGGGAUGA